This is a messenger RNA of Equus quagga, 6775 nucleotides long. It is a transcript of the gene GCC2, whose product is annotated as GRIP and coiled-coil domain containing 2. The transcript has 23 exons. The record is from RefSeq and is a predicted model, not a curated record. Lineage: Eukaryota; Metazoa; Chordata; Mammalia; Perissodactyla; Equidae. Gene Ontology annotation, biological process: late endosome to Golgi transport. Gene Ontology annotation, cellular component: Golgi apparatus. Bases 122 to 5179 code for a protein of 1685 amino acids.
AGCGCGACCUGUGACCUGCGCUCGAGGCUGCGUCAGAGGCGGCUGCAGACGGAAGUGCCGCCGCGGCUGGGCUGCGGGGCGGCGGGGCUGUGGGGCCGCGGCGCCGGGGCUGCGGGCGGCCAUGGAGGAUCCUGUUCAAGAUGGGGUGGCCUCACCAGCCGCCCCUGGGACCGGGAAGUCUAAGCUGGAAACAUUGCCCAAGGAAGAUCUUAUCAAGUUUGCCAAGAAGCAGAUGAUGCUAAUACAGAAAUCUAAGUCAAAAUGUACAGAAUUGGAGAAAGAAAUUGAAGAAUUGAAAUCAAAAACUGUGGUUGGAGGAACGGAUGAUAUUGUUAAGGCACUGACUGAGCGUCUGGAUGCUCUUCUUCUGGAAAAAGCAGAGACUGAGCAACAGUGUCUUUCUCUGAAGAAGGAAAAUAUUAAAAUGAAGCAGGAGGUUGAGGAUUCUGUAACUAAAAUGGAAGAUGUGCACAAGGAAUAUGAACAAUCACAAAGAAACUAUGAGAAAGAAGUGGAAAAUUUGAAAAAUGAAUUAAUUGCAGUACAUUCCAAACACAGUGAUGAUAAAGCUAGCUUGCAAAAGGAACUUGAAGAAGCAACAAGAAAACAAUUAGAGCUUUCAGAACAACUUAAAUUUCAGAGUGGCUCUGAAGAUAAUGUUAAAAAACUGCAAGGAGAGAUUCAGAAAAUUAGGCCAGCCUUUGAGGAACAAAUUUUAUAUCUGCAAAAGCAGUUAGAAGCUGCCACAAAUGAAAAGGAGCAAGAAAUUACUCAGCUCCAAAAAGUCAUUGAGGCUAAUUCUCAGCAUUACCAAAAACAUGUUAAUAGUUUGCAAGAAGAACUUUUGCAGUUGAAAGCUGCACACCAAGAAGAGGUGAAAGAAUUGAUGUGCCAGAUUGAAGUGUCUGCUAAAGAACAUGAAACAGAAGUAAACAGUUUAAACCAGCUACAGGAGAACUUAGUCAAACAGUGUGAGACAAGUGAGAAGAACAUUCAGGAGAAAAACAAAUGUGAAGUAGAAAACUUAGAGAAGGUCUCAAAUGCAGACCAAGAAAAUCAGAUGUGUUCUUUGCUCUUAGAAGAAGGUACUUGUGUAGAACAAGUAGUAGAUGAAAAAGUCAAACAUUUAGAAGAUACCUUAAAAGAAUUGAGGUCUCAACAUAGUAUCUUAAAAGAUGAGGUCACUUAUAUGAAUAAUCUUAAGUUAAAACUUGAAAUUGAUGCCCAGCAUAUAAAGGAUGAGUUUUUUCACGAACGGGAAGACUUAGAGUUUAAAAUUAAUGAAUUAUUACUAGCUAAAGAAGAACAAUGCUGUGUAAUUGAAAAAUUAAAGUCUGAGCUAGAAGAUUCAAAUCAACAGUUUUUCUCUACUAUGGAACAACAUAACAAAGAAAUUCAGAGUCUUAAGGAACAGCAUCAGAAAGAAAUAGCAGAACUAAAUGAGACAUUUUUGUCAGGUUCAGAAAAAGAAAAAUUAACGUUAAUGUUUGAAAUACAGGGUCUUAAGGAGCAGUGUGAAAACCUACAGCAAGAAAAGCAAGAAGCAAUUUUAAAUUAUGAGAGCUUACGAGAGAUUAUGGAAAUUUUACAAGCAGAACUUGGGGAAUCUGCUGGAAAAAUAAGUCAAGAGUUUGAAUCAAUGAAGCAACAGCAAGCAUCUGAUGUUAAUGAACUUCAGCAGAAGCUCAGAACUACUUUUAAUGAAAAAGAUGCUCUUCUUGAAACUGUGAAUCGUCUUCAAAGAGAAAAUGAAAAGUUAUUAUUGCAACAAGAAUUUGUACCAGAACUUGAAAAUACCAUAAAGAACCUUCAAGAAAAGAAUGAAGUAUAUUUAGUUAGUCUCAGUCAGAGAGAUACCAUGUUGCAAGAAUCUGAAGCAAAGAUAAGCUCUCUUUCUGAGGAAAAAGAUGAUUUCAUAAGUAAAAUAAAAAGUUCUCAUGAAGAGAUGGAUAAUCUCCAUAAAAAAUGUGAAAGAGGAGAAAGAUUAAUUUUAGAACUUAGGGAGAAAGUAGAGCAGACUACCCAGUACAACAGUGAACUAGAACAAAAAGUAAAUGAGUUAACAGGAGGACUAGAAGAAACUUGGAAAGAAAAGGAUCAAAAUAACCAAAAACUGGAAAAGCUUAUGGUUCAGUUGAAAACUCUCUCUGAAGAUCAGGAAGCAUUGUCAUCUGAGGUGAAGUUUCUUCAUGAGGAAAAUAGUAGACUAAGUUCAGAAAAGAACCAAUUGAUGAGGGAUUUGGAAGCUUUCCUGUCUCAAAAAGAAGGAGAUUCUAUGCUUAAGGGACAGAUUUCUGAAUUAGAGAAGAAACUUCAGUUAAUAGUUGAAGAACGAGAUAAUCUAAGUAAACUGUUUGAAAAUGAGCAAGUUCAGAAGUCAUUUGUCAAAACCCAGUUAUAUGGUUUUCUUAAACAAAUGAAGUCAAAGGUUUCACAAGAAAAUGAAGAGCAAGAUGUUGUAAAUGUCCUCCAAGCCAUGGGUGAAUCCUUAGCUAAAAUGAGUGAGGAAAAACACAACUUGGUUUUUCAGUAUGAUAAAAGAGUAGUAGAGUUGGAAAAAGAGAUUAAGUUCCUUCGAGAAGAGAAUGUAGUUCAAUGUAAGGAAUUUAGCUCUUUACUGAGAGACUAUGAGCAAGAGAAAGUUCUCUUAAGGAAAGAGCUAGAAGAAACCUUGUCAGAAAAAGAGAUGCUGCAGUCUGAUCUACUAGAAAUGAAGAAUGCUAAUGAAAAAACAAGGCUUGAAAAUCAGAAUCUUUUAGUUCAGGUUGAAGAACUAUCUCAGAAUUUAUGUAGCAAAAAUGAAGUCCAUAGUGAAAAAGAAAAAUGUUUUACAAGGGAACUUGAAAACCUAAGGCUAUUACUGGAACAAAAAGAAUCUGAAUUGCAAGAUGUGAGAGCAGAGUUGAUAUUGAAGGAUUCCUUAGAGAAAUCAACUUCUGUAGAAAAUGAUCAACUUUCAGUAAAAGAGCUAGAAGAAAAAAUAGGAUAUUUGGAAAAAGAAUCCAAAGAGAAGGAUGAAAAAAUAAAUAAGAUAAAACUAGUUGCUGUGAAGGCAAAGAAAGAACUAGAUUCCAGCAGAAAAGAGGCCCAGACUCUACGGGAGGAACUCGAAUCUGUUCGAUCAGAAAAGGAUCAUUUGUCUACUUCCAUGAGAGAUCUCAUUCAAGGAGCAGAAAGCUAUAAGAAUCUUUUAUUAGAAUAUGAUAAACAGUCAGAGCAGUUGGAUGUGGAAAGAGACCGUGCUAAUAGUUUUGAGCAUCAUAUAGAAGACCUUACAAGACAAUUAAGGAAUUCUACUUUUCAGUGUGAAAAAUUAAAUUCUGAUAAUGAAGAUCUCCUGGCUCGUAUUGAUACACUACAGUCUAACGCCAAGUUGUUAGAAGUACAGAUUUUAGAAGUCCAGAAAGCCAAAGCAAUAGCAGACAAAGAGUUGGAAGCAGAAAAACUUCAGAAAGAGCAGAAGAUAAAGGAGCAUGCCAGUUCUGUAAGUGAACUUGAAGAACUUCAGCUACAGCUUCAAAAGGAAAAGAAACAGCUUCAGAAAACCAUGCACGAAUUAGAGCUGGUUAGAAAGGAUGCCCAACAAACCACAUUGAUGAAUAUGGAAAUAGCUGAUUAUGAACGUUUGCUGAAAGAACUAAAUCAAAAAUUAACUAAUAAAAACAGCAAGAUAGAAGAUUUGGAGCAAGAAAUAAAAAUUCAAAAACAGAAACAAGAAACCCUUCGAGAAGAAAUGACUUCACUACAGUCUUCAGUGCAACAAUAUGAAGAAAAAAACACCAAAAUCAAGCAGUUGCUUGUGAAAACCAAGAAGGAACUGGCAGAUUCAAAGCAAGCAGAAACUGAUCACUUAAUACUUCAGGCAUCUUUAAAGGGUGAGCUUGAGGCAAGCCAGCAGCAAGUAGAAGUCUAUAAAAUUCAACUGUCUGAAAUAACAUCUGAGAAACACAAAAUUCACGAACACCUGAAGACCUCUGCAGACCAGCAUCAGCGCACGUUGAGUGCGUACCAGCAGAGAGUGACAGCCCUUCAGGAAGAGUGCCGUGCUGCCAAGGCAGAACAAGCUGCUAUAACCUCUGAAUUUGAAAGCUACAGAGUCCGAGUUCAUAAUGUUCUAAAACAACAGAAAAAUAAAUCUGUGUCUCAGGCUGAAACCGAGGGAGCUAAACAAGAAAGAGAACACCUGGAAAUGCUGAUUGACCAACUAAAAAUCAAAUUACAGGAUACCCAAAAUAACUUACAGAUGAGUGUAUCUGAACUUCAAACAUUGCAGUCUGAACAUGAUGCUCUGCUAGAAAGACACAAUAAGAUGCUGCAGGAAACUGUGUCCAAAGAGGCGGAACUCCGGGAAAAGUUGUGUUCAAUACAAUCAGAGAAUAUGAUGAUGAAGUCUGAACAUGCACAGACUGUGAGUCAACUGACGUCUCAAAAUGAGGUCCUUCGCAGCGGCUUCCGAGAUCAAGUGCGACAUUUGCAGGAAGAGCACAGAAAGACAGUGGAAACUUUGCAGCAGCAGCUCUCCAAGGUGGAAGCUCAGCUUUUCCAGCUUAAGAGUGAAUCAGCCACAAGAAGCCCAGCCUCUUCCCACCAACCUUUGAAAAAUCUGCGAGAAAGGAGAAACACAGACCUUCCCCUUUUGGAUAUGCAUACUGUAACUCGGGAGGAUGGUGAAGGAAUGGAAACAACGGAUACUGAGUCUGUAUCUUCUGCCAGCACUCACACACAGUCUUUAGACCAGCUUCUUAAUUCUCCUGAAACUAAACUUGAGCCUCCUUUAUGGCAUGCUGAAUUUACCAAAGAAGAAUUGGUUCAGAAGCUCAGUUCCACUACAAAAAGUGCCGAUCACUUAAAUGGACUGCUUCGGGAAACAGAAGCAACCAAUGCAAUCCUCAUGGAGCAAAUUAAGCUUCUCAAAAGUGAAAUAAGAAGAUUGGAAAGAAAUCAGGAACGAGAGAAGUCUGUAGCUAACCUGGAGUACUUGAAGAACGUCCUGCUACAGUUCAUUUUCCUGAAACCAGGGAGUGAGAGAGAGCGGCUGCUUCCUGUUAUAGACAGAAUGUUGCAGCUCAGUCCUGAAGAAAAGGGGAAACUUGCUGCGAUUGCUCAAGGUGAGGAAGAAAAUGCUUCUCGUUCCUCUGGAUGGGCCUCCUAUCUGCAUAGUUGGUCUGGACUUCGAUAGACUGGUGGAAAAACAUUAUUUGUUAACCAAAUAGAAUCCAUUUGGCAAAAAAGCUUCACAUAUAUUGCUCUCAUUCCUUUGUCAAAAAGUAUGUGUGCAUAUAUUCACAUCUACAUAUAUUUGUACAAUAGCUACGUCAGAUAUAUUUUAAAGUCUCAGCAUGAAGUACAAGUACGACAGCCGGAGUGUUGGUCCCAGUCCCCAGCGCUGAUCUGGGGCCUCCAAGCAUGCUGCCAGGGGGAGCGCCAGGGAGGACCCUCAGGACCCGCCUGUCUCUGGGCAGUACUGUGAAUUUUGAAGUUAAACUAAAUUUUGGUACCCUACCAAGUGGAAUUUAGGCUUUUAAAAUAAUGUUAGAAGACUGUUUAUUGCAGAGUCAAACUUGCAGAUCGAUUGUUAUUAGUUAUAAAUUGUUAAAGAAAAUUUGUUAAUGAGACUAUGAAGGAAAAUGCUUUCUUGGUAAUGUUGGCAUGUUUAUUAAGGGACUUUAAAGUAAAUAUGUUACAGUUGAUUAUGAGACUAAGUUAAAAUAGGAUUUAGUUAGAUAUUUAAAAUGAACUGUUCUUUUUUCCCUGAAGUAUAUUAUCUCAAAACUCAUUAUGUUGUCAGAAGGCCUGGUACUGGCUGGCAUUACACUGAGUAUGAAUAGCUGGGACCCCACAUUCCCUUGGGGUGCCUUCAUGGUGUCUCCCCAGGCUCGUUAUGGAUCAACUACUUCUAAGCUAUGAGUCUGUUUUGAGAAUUCUCUCCAUCUCCCCAAAUAAGAAUUUAUCAAAACAUCGACUAUGUUACUCAGCGUUGUAUCUAGGUGUGAAACUGGUGCUUCCGUGUUUGAGCACAUAAUGUCGUUCCAUACACUUUCCAUCGGGGGGCAUCUUAGAAAGAUGCCUGAGAGACCAGAGCCACGUUCUCACAGUCCUUGUGAGUAAGUCUGGGGGUGAUAUUCCUUUGAUGCCUCUGAGUAUAUUUUAUUGACUAGAUCAAAAUUGUGUUCUUAAAUCGUAAAUUUGAGAGUUCUAUUUUUAAUAUUUCUUUGUUAAAAAAAUGGCUGCACAGUAUGUUCUAUGAAGUUCUCUUAAGCCUUCUAAUUUAUACUCUCAUUUGAAGUCUCAGCUGGUGAACUGACUUUGUACUUUGGUGACUCAGAACACGGUUUCCAAUUUAACUGAAAUUUGCUGCUGACAUGUUGAGUUUGUUCUUUAAAGAAUAUCUCAUGUCUCUGUCUUUGCUCCUGUUUUAGAAGAACAGACCUAACUAGUGAAUGUAUUAAUGGAAAUGCAUCUAUUUCAGAGCUGACUUUAAAAGUUUAGUUUUUUUACUUUAUAAACUGUGAAGAUGAGUAUGCCAGCAGCAUACAGGCUACCUACAAUAGUAUUUAAAUACAUUUCGUUUUCUCUUUAAGUCCAAGCCUUUUUGAAGUCUGUAUAAACUUGGUUUGAAAUGUAGUGUCUACCUAUGAAUGUAAUAACAAAAAUGCCUUUUUGCAUGAUAAAAAAUUAUUACUUUGAUUACAAAAGGAAUAUUCUUUCAUGGUUUCAGCAAUGAGAGGAAAUGUAAUAAUUAUUUUAAUAUUUCUAUUAAAUUUGUUUAACUGUG